AUGCCUGUGAUAGCCGCUAGAACAUUACGACUUGUGCACACCACGGCCAUCAUGCUCUCUACGACGGCCACUCGUGCCUCCGGGACUGACCCGGACACUGCGGCUGCUCGAUUUUCAGACGAGGUCAUGGAGCUGGAAGAGCCGGCGGCGGCGACCACGAACAUCGCGACGACACCCACGGUGUCCUCAUUGCCGCCCCUCAUCUCCAAAAACAGCCUCCUCUCCAAUAUCGGCCUCGGGGGCUAUGCGCGACGGACGCUAGGCAUCUGCCUGCUGAUUGUCGUCGUCUUCCUCUGGACAUUGUCCAACUUCCUAGCGAGCUUUAUAUUCUCCGACCACACGUACGAUAAACCAUUCUUCGUCGUUUACAUCAAUACAUCGCUAUUUGCCAUAUCCCUGAUACCCAUGUUCGUGCGCUACAUGAUGAGAAGCGGGUUGAGCGGGUUGCGCGGCGACCUUGUCCAGCUGUGGCACCAGCGCAACAACCACAGUGCGCACUUUAGCAAAAUCAAGGACGAGGAGGAGCAAGACGCAGUCGACGGCGAAGGCUUGCUGACCAACCAAGACGAAGACGGCAACGUCCCGGGGCCGACCUCCAGGGACACGACACCCGACAAGCUCAGCUUCGCCGAUACGGCCUACCUGAGUCUCGAGUUUUGCAUGCUCUGGUUUCUCGCCAACUACUUCGCGUCGGCUUGUCUCGAGUACACAAGCGUAGCCAGUGUCACGAUUCUCACCUCUACAUCGAGCAUCUGGACGCUCAUAUUCUGCGCGCUAUUCAAGGUGGAGUCAUUUUCGCUACGCAAGCUCUUUGGUGUCUUGGCAUCACUCAUUGGUAUUGUCCUGAUCUCGACUGUGGACCUCACCGGAAACAGCGAUGAGAAUCGGGGCUCUUUUCCGCACAAGACUACGGGCCAAAUCGCGAUUGGUGACGCGAUGGCUCUGAUCAGCGCUGUUGUGUACGGCAUGUAUGUCACGGUGAUGAAGAGAAGAGUCGGUGACGAAGACAAGGUCGACAUGAGGUUAUUCUUUGGUCUAGUGGGCGUCUUCAAUCUAAUAAUCCUGUGGCCGCUCUUCUUCGUUUUCCAUUGGACUGGUAUCGAGCCCUUCCAACUACCACCUACUGGCAAGAUUUGGGCUAUUAUUCUGGCCAACUCAAUCUCGUCUUUUAUUAGCGACAUUUUCUGGGCAUUCGCCAUGCUCUUAACCACACCUCUCGUUGUCACUGUCGGCUUAUCGCUGACGAUUCCCCUAUCACUGAUCGGCGAAAUGAUCCAAUACGGCCAGUACUCUAGCUUUGUGUAUUGGAUCGGUGCCGCGGUUGUCUUCCUGUCUUUUGUGUUUGUCAGCAACGAGAGCCAGGGCGAGGAAAUAGAGGAGCAAGAGAUGAGGUAA
Molecule: messenger RNA, 1395 nt
Organism: Cordyceps militaris CM01
Lineage: Eukaryota; Fungi; Ascomycota; Sordariomycetes; Hypocreales; Cordycipitaceae
Product: vacuolar membrane protein
Exons: 5
Coding region: 1-1395 (464 amino acids)
Biological process (GO): regulation of peptide transport
Cellular component (GO): membrane
Source: RefSeq, a predicted model, not a curated record